AUGUCCGGCAUGGAACUAGUUGUGGCUCCGAUUGUCAGUGGAGCGGUCGUAGAAACUGGUCGGCCUCUCUGUGGCUCUAUCUAUUCUACGAUCAAGAAAAUUGUCAAAGGCCCAGUACAACAGCUUGAUCUAUUGGAAAGCCAUAUGAAAUCCCUUAUGGUUCGUAGAGAUGAUGCAGAAGAAGAAAUGAAAAGAGCCACGCAGGAAGGAAGGGUAAUAAAAGCUCAAGCCACUGCGUGGGUUGGGGAGGUUGACGAGCUAAAGCGUAAGAAUGAUCAGAUUCAAGAAGCAAAGAGUUCCCGAUGUUUCUUAAGUUGCAUUACUAAGCGGUAUAGAAUAAGCACGAAGGUGGCAGAACAUCUCAAAGAGAUAGAAAGGCUUUCAGAAGAGGGAAGGUCCCUUGCUGGUUCCAGGGCUUUUAAUUAUUCAGAGUUCAAAGCAGUGGAGCAGAUUCCUGGACCUUCAAUUAAAGAUCAAACAGCAUCAGUAUCAGAAGAUUUAGCCAAAAUUAUGGCUCUAUUGUCUGAGGAUAAAAACGGGAUAAUUGGUAUAUGGGGGAUGGGAGGAAUCGGCAAAACUAAUCUGGUGAGAAAUUUGAACAAUAAGCUGCUCGAAAAUAAUUCAAAUCUGCGUUUUAGCUGUGUAAUAUGGGUUACAGUGUCCAAAAAUUUGGACAUAAAAAAGCUCCAGAUGGGAAUAGCUUCCAGACUGCGUUUGAAUCUGGAAGAAAGAUCGGGAGCGGAUAGAAUAGCUAUUCAACUUCAUCAAAGACUACUAAAGGAGGAAAGUUUUCUUCUUAUUCUCGAUGAUGUUUGGAAAAAAGUUGAUUUGGACAUUUUGGGUGUCCCACGGCCUGAAGUUCAUAGCGGUAGUAAGAUCAUAUUGACAUCUAGAUCUUUAGAUGUAUGUAGGGACAUGCUGACUGAUUUUAACGUUGAAUUGAGCGUUUUGAGGGAUGAAGACGCUUGGAAACUAUUUAGUCGAUAUGCGACGGAUGUGGUUAGUUUAGAACAUAUCACACCUCUUGCUGAGGCAAUUUGUAGCGAGUGUAAGGGAUUGCCUUUGGCCAUCAUCACCGUGGGAGCUGCAAUGAGAGGAAAGACGAAUCCUGAGGUAUGGAAGCAUGCUUUGAAUCAAUUGCGAAGAUCGGUGCCUUGUGCAGCAGGCGUUGAGGAGGCGCUCUAUAAGCCUUUGAAGUGGAGUUACGACUCAUUAGAAGGUAAAGACUUGAAAGCUUGUUUCCUUUACUGCUCUUUGUUUCCAGAGGACUUCUCAAUUAAAAUAGAUGAACUAGUAUGGUACUGGCUGGCGGAAGGUUUGAUUAAUGAUGGAGAAAAGUACGAGGAUUUCUACAGCAGAGUAAUUAGUUUGAUUGAAAAUCUGAAGGACGCCUGUUUGUUGGAAGAUGGUUCCUAUGAGGGCACAGUGAAGAUGCAUGACGUUGUUCGUGAUGUUAGCAUAUGGAUGGCAUCAAGUACCUGCAGCGAGGAUGGAAGUAAAUCCCUUGUUCGUUCAGGGAAUGGGUUGAAAGAGAUUUCAGCUGCUGAGCUAUCAAAUUCUCUCAAAAGAGUUUCUUUCAUGUAUAACGAUUUAGAAAGACUGCCUGAUGAGUCUGUGAUACAAUGUUCAGAGGCAUCAACUUUGCUACUACAAAAUAAUCGUCGCCUUGACUUAAUUCCUGAAAGAUUUUUGGAAGGAUUUAAAGCACUGAGAGUCUUGAAUAUCAGUUGGACCAGCAUCAAGUCAUUGCCCGUUUCUCUACUUCAACUGGAUGAUCUCCGUGCUCUUCUUUUGAAUAAUUGCGAGGAUCUCGAAGAAUUGCCCCCGCUGGAAAGGCUCAGUAGACUUCAAGUGCUUGAUCUCUCUUGUACUGGUAUCAGAGAAUUGCCAAGAGGGUUGGAGCAACUCAGCAACUUAAGGCAUCUAAUCUUAAGGAGGACUGACGAAUUGAAAGCGGUUAAAGGUGGAGUCAUAUCCAAGUUGUCUAGGUUAGAAGUUCUGGACAUGUCAGACAGUAACAACAAUUGGAAAGUGAAGGGAGGGGUAAAUGAGGAAGAAGCAUGUAUUGAAGAGCUCCAAUGCCUUGAGCGGUUACAAAUCUUAGACAUCAGGUUGGAAUGGGUCCCCUCUCACAGUUGCCAAGAUACAAUUAUUUCCUUGACAAAUAGAUUAAAAGGAUUCCAAAUUACCAUCGUACGGCCGGACCAUCCUUUUAAUUAUCCAGGUAUUUUCUAA
Messenger RNA from Juglans microcarpa x Juglans regia, 2235 nucleotides. RefSeq names its product disease resistance protein At4g27190-like. The transcript has a single exon. The coding region runs from base 1 to 2235 and encodes 744 amino acids. Gene Ontology annotation, molecular function: protein binding; ADP binding; ATP hydrolysis activity. The record is from RefSeq and is a predicted model, not a curated record. Lineage: Eukaryota; Viridiplantae; Streptophyta; Magnoliopsida; Fagales; Juglandaceae.